AUUUCGCACUGGGCGAGUGCGCCGCGCGCCGCGUCGGACGGAACUCCGAUAGCAGAAAGCAGAAAGUUUUGUGUCGUGUGGUGUUGGUUGGUUAGCGUGGUGGGGUGGUGUGGACAGUGCGCCUCAUCUUCAGGGACUUUACUGUGAUAUUUCGGGCCUGAAAGUGAUGAAAGCAGCGUAAACCGUGGAAGUAACGGGGGGACACGCGCCCCUUUUGCCGUUUUAGAGCCAGUUUUAUUUGUAGAAACCCAACCAUGCAUCCAGCCAUACCUAUUGCCGGUGUUUUCAUCGGUUGCGGCAUCAAUGUCGUCUUCUUGGAACUCCUCGUCAAGGAAGAUCCAGGAAGUGGCAAUCUUGUCACAUUUACCAACUUCUUCUUCAUUGCUUUAAUUGGAUUUGUUGUUACGGCCAAGUUUGGAACUGUCAAGCCUAAUAUCGGGCUAAAAGACUACUUUAUUUUGGUUUUAAUGUUCUUUUUCUCCAAUCUUUGUAACAACUAUGCUUUUAAUUUCAAUAUACCGAUGCCUCUUCAUAUGAUAUUCCGUGCGGGCUCCCUUAUUGCUAAUAUGAUAAUGGGUAUCAUAAUUUUGAAAAAGAAGUAUACCCUCUCAAAGUAUCUGUCAGUGGCCAUGAUCACUCUGGGUAUUGUCAUAUGCACCAUUGUAUCGAGCACAGAAGUGAAAUCAACUGUUCCUCCCCCAAAGGAUGGGUCAGAAGCAAUUCAAACAACCCCCUAUGAAGAUUUGUUCUGGUGGUCAUUAGGUAUUCUUCUGUUAACAAUUGCUCUAUUUGUCUCCGCAAGAAUGGGUAUUUAUCAAGAAGUUUUGUAUCAAAGAUUUGGAAAACAUUCCCAAGAGGCAUUGCUUUACACGCAUCUUAUGCCGCUGCCAAUGUUCCUGCUGAUUGGGGGCAACAUCUACAGUCACUUAUCGAUUGCAGUUGAAUCUGUUCCUUAUCAAGUACCACUUAUUGGUCUGUCUGUGCCAAUCAUGAUAGUGUAUCUUCUUGGGAAUGUUGCAUCACAGUACCUUUGCAUCAGUUCAGUCUACAGACUAACAACGGAAUGCUCCUCAUUGACUGUCACCCUUGUCCUCACUCUACGUAAGUUUGGUUCACUUGUUUUCUCCCUUGUGUAUUUCAAAAAUCCAUUCACUAUGUACCAUUGGGUGGGAACCAUUUUGGUUUUUGUUGGAACUUUGGUCUUUACUGAGGUUCCUCAAAAGAUUAUUGGAGCAGUGUCUCCGUCAACCGAGAAGAAGCAAAAAGUAGGUAAAGACAAAGCCAAACAAAAGAAGACAAACUAGUUUUAAUUAUCAUUUAUUUUUAAAUUUGAAGCAAUACUAAUGCUUUUGACUAUUGUUAAUUGUUGAUUGUCACAGCAUUAGUUUUAAUAGGUCAAUAUGUGGUUACUCUGUGUUGAGAUGCUCACCAAAGAAAUUUACCCAUUGAAGCCAGAAGCUUUUCUGGUAAAACUCAGUAUUAUAAUAUUGUGAGUGUGCAUUUGAUGUGUUUACACACCCAGAAAAGCGUGCUCUUGUGUCAUGCACAAUAUACUUGAAUUGAUUGCAAUCUACUUGAUAAUCUCAAGUACAAUUGUAUACAAUUGCCAUGUAUACAUGAGUAUUUGGUUUCAAAUCAACUCCAAUUUAUUCUCAAAUUGUUUCCCUUUGUGCUUGAAUAAAACACAUGUUCUUGGUUUAUCUCUUAGCUAGGCUUGGAUUUAGUGCCAAAAUGUUUUUGAGGUAUUCAAACUUCACACUUCUCUGGGUGCACAGAUUCCUAGUUUGAAUCCUGGUACAUUUUUGGUUGUGGCUAUGCCACAUGCCUCCCUCAAUGGGAGCAAUUUUAUUAUUUUAUUCUUUAAAACUCCUGUGCUGAAAUUGGAUUGUAUCGGCCGGUCCGAAAUCCUUGUAAAUUUUUAUCAAACAUUGAUGUUUUAUGAGUUUUUGUCUUCAUUACAGUUACAUUAUUACAAUGUGUGUUUAUAUAAUUUAAUAAUUUUAUGAAAUAAGGCAUUUAAGCUUUAAAACUGUUUCUCAUCUCUAUUAUUUUUAUAUCAAACUUGCAUUAAAUGCUCCAUGUGCAAUAUACUUAAUAUCUGUUGUGCAACAGAUAACUUAAUUUUUACUGGCUUUUAUCAAAUGCGUAAAAUUCGUAUCAAGUUGAUUUUAAUAAAGAAGAAGUCGGAAA
Frankliniella occidentalis (western flower thrips) is the source of this 2190-nucleotide messenger RNA. Its product is annotated as UDP-xylose and UDP-N-acetylglucosamine transporter. The transcript has 8 exons. Gene Ontology annotation, molecular function: UDP-N-acetylglucosamine transmembrane transporter activity; UDP-xylose transmembrane transporter activity. Gene Ontology annotation, cellular component: Golgi membrane; endoplasmic reticulum membrane. Gene Ontology annotation, biological process: transmembrane transport. NCBI's taxonomy places the organism in Eukaryota, Metazoa, Arthropoda, Insecta, Thysanoptera, Thripidae. The record is from RefSeq and is a predicted model, not a curated record. The coding region runs from base 255 to 1304 and encodes 349 amino acids.